Loxodonta africana (African savanna elephant) is the source of this 2268-nucleotide messenger RNA. It is a transcript of the gene SLC12A8, whose product is annotated as solute carrier family 12 member 8. Lineage: Eukaryota; Metazoa; Chordata; Mammalia; Proboscidea; Elephantidae. The record is from RefSeq and is a predicted model, not a curated record. Gene Ontology annotation, cellular component: membrane. The transcript has 13 exons. Gene Ontology annotation, biological process: chloride transmembrane transport; potassium ion import across plasma membrane; cell volume homeostasis. Gene Ontology annotation, molecular function: potassium:chloride symporter activity. The coding region runs from base 1 to 2127 and encodes 708 amino acids.
AUGGGGCUGGAGAGGAUGGUGGAGGAGGGAGAGGGGGCCCUGGCCCAGCCCCAGCCCUGGUGGAAGAUCCAGCUGUUCGUCUGGGAGCCAGUGCUAUUCGGGACCUGGGAUGGGGUGUUCACGUCCUGCAUGAUCAACAUUUUUGGGGUUGUCCUUUUCUUGAGGACCGGCUGGCUGGUGGGAAACACAGGCGUGCUCAUGGGCAUGGUCUUGGUGUCCUUCGUCAUCCUCGUGGCCCUUGUUACCGUGGUGUCUGGCAUCGGGGUCGGGGAGCAUUGCAGCAUCGGCAGUGGUGGCGUCUACUCCAUGAUCUCCUCCGUCCUCGGUGGGCAGACCGGAGGCACAGUUGGACUUCUGUACGUGUUUGGACAGUGUGUUGCAGGUGCCAUGUACAUUACCGGCUUUGCUGAAUCUGUCUCGGAUUUGCUGGGCCUCAGGAAUAUCUGGGCUGUGCGAGGAAUUUCAAUUUUGGUGCUUCUGGCCUUGCUGGGGAUUAACCUAGCAGGUGUCAAAUGGAUAAUCCGCCUCCAGUUACUGCUACUGUUCUUGCUGGCCGUGUCUACACUGGACUUCGUGGUGGGCUCUUUCACACACCUGGACCCAGAACAUGGCUUUAUUGGAUAUUCGCCAGAAGUGCUACAGAACAAUACUCUGCCAGAUUACAGCCCUGGAGAGUCUUUCUUCACUGUCUUUGGAGUGUUCUUCCCUGCAGCCACAGGAGUCAUGGCUGGCUUCAACAUGGGGGGUGACCUCAGGGAACCCGCUGCCAGCAUCCCCCUGGGCUCCCUAGCAGCUGUUGGCAUCUCGUGGUUUCUAUACAUCAUCUUUGUCUUCCUGCUUGGCGCCAUCUGCACCCGAGAGGCCCUACGCUAUGACUUCCUGAUAGCUGAAAAGGUGUCCCUAGUGGGCUUCCUGUUCCUUUUGGGCCUAUACAUCUCGUCUCUGGCCUCCUGUAUGGGAGGACUGUACGGAGCCCCCCGGAUCCUGCAGUGCAUUGCCCAGGAGAAAGUGGUUCCUGCACUGGCCUGCCUGGGGCAAGGGAAAGGACCAAAUAAAACACCUGUUGCUGCCAUCUGCCUGACCAGCUUGGUGACCAUGGCCUUUGUCCUUGUGGGUCAGGUGAAUGUCCUGGCCCCCAUCGUCACCAUCAACUUCAUGCUGACGUACAUAGCAGUGGACUACUCUUACUUCUCCCUGUCCAUGGGUCCCUGCAGCCUCCCCCAGAUGCCUGAGCCAGUGCACAGGGAAGACAUGGAAGCUAUCCAAUGCUCUGAGCACCUGCUCUUGGAGAAGACUACCAGCUAUGGUUCUGAGGGCACUGCCCAAAGCCUCUCUGAAGGCACACUGCUAGAAUUUACCAAGGACAUGGAUCAGCUCCUCCAGCUAACCAGGAAGCUUGAGUGUAGCCAGCCCAGACGAGGAAAGAGUGAUGGGAUCCCAGAAAGUCAGAAGAGGAAAUGCAAGAAGGCCAUCAAGCAAACCCUGCAAGAUAGCUUCCUCUUGGACCUUAAGUCCCCUACUCAUUUCCCUGCUGAGGAAUCUGAAAAGUUGUCUGCUGCCUCCUCAGAAGGGCAGGAGUCCUACUGGAAUAAUCAGAGUUCUGGGAGCGAAUGGACUCAGCCUACGGGAACUUGUAGAGAACAUCUGAUCUCUGAGCUAUGUAACCAACCUAUGCCAAGUGGAGAAGAUUUCUUCCUGAAGUCCGGUCUCCAGGAACAAGUUGUCCGUAUGAAGUCAACUUCUUUCUAUGCCCACAUUUGUAAUCCCUGGGUCUCCCUGUUGGGGGCUAUUGGGUCCCUUCUCAUCAUGUUUGUGAUCCAGUGGGUCUAUACCUUGAUUAACAUGAGCGUUGCUGCCAUUUUGUAUCUCUACAUUGGCAGGACCAGUCCAGGGCUUCACCUUGGAUCCGCCUCCAACUUCAGCUUUUUCAGAUGGUUGAAGUCUCUUCUGAUGCCCUCCUGCAGGGCCUUGAGAUCCCCCCAGGACCAGAUAGUUUUGGCGCCAGCCCUGGCAAGGGUUGACAUGGAGAUGACUCAGCUAACCCAGGAGAAUGCAGACUUCGCCACUCGGGAUCGCUACCACCACUCCUCCCUCGUGAGUCGGGAACAGCUAAUGCCUCAGUACUAGAGGCAGCCCUGAGCCCUUCUCUCUUGGAGCCAUCUGGUGCAGUGGGGACCCAAAUCCCAGAAACUUUGUAGAUUGGUUCUCCUCACUAAGAAGCUUAAAGACCUGUCCUCCAACUGCUGCUUUGGACAAUGGAAACCUAGA